Botrytis cinerea B05.10 is the source of this 2123-nucleotide messenger RNA. It is a transcript of the gene Bcmsc1, whose product is annotated as Bcmsc1. Bases 103 to 1833 code for a protein of 576 amino acids. The transcript is spliced from 6 exons. The record is from RefSeq and is a predicted model, not a curated record. NCBI's taxonomy places the organism in Eukaryota, Fungi, Ascomycota, Leotiomycetes, Helotiales, Sclerotiniaceae.
GAAUUGCUUGUGAGGGUUUUUAUUUUCUUUGCCAACGAUACCCAGAACUCUAAAGUUCCAGAUAAGAAGAGCAAGAAGGAAUAGUAGAACUCAUCAUACAGGAUGAAGUUCUUUACAAAGCUGUUGGUGCUGAGUUUGGCAGCAGAAGUUACGGUAGCCAGUAGCUGGUUCAGUAAGGCUGUCUACAACAAAUGGCAUGAGACCGAGCUCGAGAGAUGGCUUUCCGAUAACAAUGUUCCAUACCCAAGUCCUGCCGAUCGUAAAGAUUUGGAAAACUUGGUAAAGGAGAACUGGCAGUCAAAAGUUGCAUCGCCAUAUAACGAUUGGGACACAAAACAACUCAACUCUUAUUUGAAACAGAAGGGUGUUGAGACUAAGGAGACCGCUGAGGCAAAUAAGGAUGGCUUAAUCUCUCAAGUCAAGACUUACUGGUACGAGGCGGAAGACAAAGCAGAAGAUGCUUGGUCAAAUGUUAGAGAUUGGGUUUUUGAUAGCUGGACUGAUUCUCAACUCAUGGCAUUUGCUGAUUACCAUCACAUUCCCGUUCCACACCCAAGAAAGAGGGAUUCUCUUCUUCAAAAGGUUCGCUCCAGCUAUGACUCUAUUGCAAAGAAGGCCGGCGAGACUGCUGCCUACCCUGGGAACUGGCUCUAUGGAACCUGGUCUGAGUCCGAUCUCAAGGAAUUCCUCGAUACCCAUGGUAUCCCGGCCCCUCAACCAUCCACUCGUGACAAGUUGAUUGCUAGUGUACGCCGUAAUGCUCGCGUUGCCAGCCUUAAAACUGCGGAUCUUCAAGCUUCUGCCUCCGCGUCAGCUGCUGCUGCCACAGAGACAUUGAGUGAGCAGCUUCUCAGUGCCUGGUCUGAUUCUCAAAUCAAGGAAUGGGCCGACAAGAACGGUAUCAAAGUUCCUCAAGGAAGCAAGAGAAAUGAAUUGUUGGCUAUCGCUCGUAAGCACAAGGCUCAACUUGUAGGAGACACUGCUGCAGCCUCUGCUAAGAGCUUUGCAAGCAAGGCAAGCUCUUCUGGAGCAUCCGCUUUCGGUGCUGCCACUAGUUCUGCCGGAAACCAAUAUGCCAAGGCUACUGAUGAUGCUCAAUUAAAGGCUGAAGAUGCUUUCAAUGCUGCUAUUGGAUCAUGGAGCGAAUCCCGCCUCAAGGCUUAUCUUGAUGCCAGAGGUGUCCCCGUCCCAUCAUCUGGAAAGAAGGACGAUAUCAUUGCUGCCGUCCGUUUACACAAGCACAAGGCUGCUACAGGAUGGUCCGCUUGGACAUUUGAUACCUGGACUUUAGACAACUUGAAGGCUUAUCUAGCUUCAUCUGGUGAUGCUGCUGCUAAGAAAGCAGCGGAGAAGUCUGGAGCUACCCGUGAUGAACUCGUCCGCGCUGCACAAGAUUCUUAUGCUCAGGCAUCAAAAUCUAGUGGUGUUGCAUAUGCUAGUGUCACAUCUUAUCUCACUCAACAGACUGAUGCUGCUAAGGAUGCUACAUUUGAGACUUGGUCUGAUUCCGACUUGAAGGCUUAUCUUGACAGCUAUGGUGUCCCUGUCCCACAAGGAAGCACCAAGAACGAACUUGUUGCUUACGUUCGUAACCAAGCCAAUUACUUCAAAUAUGGCACCACUACACCACAAGGUACUCUUUGGGCUAAACUCUCCAACGGUGCACAAUGGCUUAUAAACCAACUCUCCAUCGGUGCUGCCUCUGGUAAACAGCAAGCUGCUUACCAAGGCGAGAAGGCUGCCGAUGCUGUCAAGGAGGGAGCUACCUAUGCUACCAAUCGUGCCGGUGAAGCAGCACAAAAAGCUGGACAUGCUAUUAAGGAGGAGUUGUAAACCUAUCAAUGGGUUAUUAUGACUCAACUUGCAGCGCAGAAGGCUGUAAAUUGUAUCACCACAUCAUCAGGCGUCUAAUAUCUCGAAUCGAAAGCGAAUUAACGGAUCUCUUUAAGUUGGUGGGCGUGAAUCUUCUUAUGGAUUAGGAUAGGGGGGUUGGAUGGUUACAUGAUCAAUGAGGGCAAUGAAAAAAAUUAAUUUUCUAUUUUUUAGUCGUAGGAUGAAUGGAUCGAUAAUAUUGAUGAUUGUAUAUUUUUGAUUCAUGAAUGAUCUCUCAAUUGUGAAUGGCA